AUGUCAGAACGUGUGACAUCUAACAAGGAAGAAUCUGAAACUUCUCUGAGCGACCCCUUUUUUCUGCCUCAGUCCCGCUGGCUCAUCCCCAAGCAUGGGAAAAGUUCUACUGCAAAUCGCCAUCCCGUUUUGCCGGAGCUCACGUCGAUAGGCUCCGUAAAUAAAAGUUCGCUAAAGAGCUUGGGUAAAGAGACAACAACGUCAGUUCUUAAAUCUUCGACUUUAUCAACUGCCCAUGGAAGUGAUUCUGUUGUAAACUCCCUUUCCAUCUCUAUGGGGAAGCGAUGCAGUGAACUGCACGAUAAUAUCAGUUCCAGUCGAUUCUUAGGAAUAAAUACACGUAUUUCGGCAACAACCUCCAAUGCUGAUACCCGGGCUCCUGUGGGGGAGCGUCAAACUACAUCAUUUGCCCCAAAUGUGAAUAUAAGUCAGCCAACCAACAAUGGCCUUCAUAGUCGUUCACUUACGCAAUCUCAGAGACAACUCUCUCGUAGCAGCGGCUGGGCCUCGUCUGUGGGUGUGUUCACUGGGAUUUAUGCGACGGGCGGUCUCAUACCGCCCACUAAAUCUUCUAAUAAUGAAGCAGUUAACUCAAAUAAUGUGUACAUGGUGCAUCUGAGUGGAGACGACGGUGGAGUCGAAAUGUCUCUUGCGCAGCCAUUCCUCCAACGAGUUGCCGAGCUUCGCGGACGCUACAAAGGAAUAGACAAAGGGCAGCCUGAGGAACCCCUUUGCAUGGAGCAGCGUUUAGUACCACCCAUAUCUCUGCAUAUAUCUGACGGAGUAUAUCUCUUUGGUGGCCAGAUAACUAUCCCUGUGUCCUGGGAACAGUUCUACGAUGAUUUCAUGACAGUAUGUGAAUGUAUGCAGCACACCACCUGCCAAAGUGCAUGUCUCUACCGUCUGCAGGUACUCGAGGAGAAGUAUGACAUGUAUAGGCUAUCUAACAACGCCUUUGAGGAAAACAACACGCACAACCGUCCCUAUGGGGGUAGCGGCGGUGGUGUAUUCAACAAAAAUAUGAAAGUUGAUAACGGUGUCAUGCUUCAUGGUAUGGUUAGCGCACCACGGCUCGUGGAUUACAUUCGGGAGGUAAUCCGAACUCGUGGUGAAGAUGAUACCGCAGCGGUACUUGGCGAUCAAAAGACCCCAUACAAUCUGAGGAUGGUGUAUGAAAUGCUCAACUUCACGGAUUUAUCGUCUCUGACGGCCGAUGACCUCGGUCUACAACCCUCAUUGGUCGAGAAAACGGAUCGCUUCUAUGACCCACUAGACGCACAGUGCAAUCAUGCCGGCACUAAUGCAGCGGCGCUUCUUCAUCUUUUCCUAACCCGCGAUAACCUAAACCGGGGGGCGUAUUUCGCUGAUGUUAUCAGGCCGUUUUUAGUGCAAAAUGCGGAGCGUCUGCGCUGCCCAAAGGCGGCUGAAGUAUUCCUUUCUGUAACAGGGGUGAUCCCGAAUGAGUGGGAAAAUCUGGCCCAGUGGCUGCAGCGACACAACCUGUUGGAACCUUACCGCAGCACAAACCAGUAUCUGGUCACCCUGUCACGUAAACGACAGGGCUCGAAGGAUGCCCAAAGGCGACAGUGGAGAGGUGGGGCUGGAAGCGACAGCAUCGUUGAGGAAACGCCAACCACUGAUAUUAACAACAUCGGUGCCCAGCAACUGCUUGUAUCGCCGGCUCAGCUCAUGCAUGAACACCACCAACAGCACUUGGACCAACUCUUCCUGCCACUCUUCAUGGCGACCAUUGUCCCUGAGGACCCGCGUAAUACGGCCUUGGCAACACUUUUGGAGUGCCUCGGCGGCUUUGUGAUUACACCAGAAUACGAGGAAAACGAGCAGAGCGCACCGGUUGAGCGGCAACGCCGGCGCCCGGUAGAUGUACCGAGCUCGGAACGAGUCAGUGAUAUAUACUUUGCGUAUUAUCUCUGGGCGAACCUCACCUCUCUCAAUGCGUUACGCCGCAGACGUGGGCUAAAUACCUUUCAGCUACGCUCUUCGGGUAUUGGCCCGUCCAGCAGCAGUAGCAGCCCCACACUCAGUCAUACCUUGGUAUUAUCCUACCUUCUGUGCGACGGUAUCUACCACCCUACCACAUUAGAGGAGCAUCCCGUGCUGCAGUACCUAUACGGCCUUCACCAUAUCGGAGUGUGCAUAAGCCCCUUGUCCUCUACUGCGUUUGGUUUUUCUACCUACGCUGAUAACCCCUUCAUGACUUUUUUUCGGCGCGGCUUGCAGACGUCCCUCUGCACUUACAACCCGCUUGCAGUUCACCACUCAGAUGACCCGCUCGUGGAGGAGUAUGGCAUGGCGUGCAAACUCUAUCACCUUAGCGGUGUUGAUGUAAGUGAAAUUGCGCUAAAUUCUGUCAUGAACUCCUCCUUCCCGAAUCGCAUCAAGUCAUCGUGGUUGGGUGAAGCCUUCAUAAAUGAAGGCUGGCGAGGCAACUUACACGAACUCAGCAACGUCCCGACAUCGCGGUUAAUGCUCCGACACGACAUGUGGGCCAAUGAGUAUGAAAUCAUCUUUAAUCCAAUGAAACGGAAGUCAGCUUCACCGGCAGCCGGGGUCGUCGGUCGCUCUGAGGAGGAUGCACUUCGAAUAAACCCAACACGAUGCCGGAUUCCGGCUGAGACAACGAUGAAUAAUGCAGCUGCUUUGAGUUCUGCACCUCCACCGAGCAUCUUCCCGUCCCCUAGUCCCUUAUUCUUAAAUUUACCUAUAUCAGGGGAGGAAACCACGCCGACGGAUGCUACAGCAACCCUACAGGCACCUUACGCGGUCACAGAUCCCCAUGUUAAAUUUCCACGUGUCCAGCUUAUAGGACCAUACGACCGUGAUGCGAAGUAUGCAUGGAUCGGUCAAGCCCUCUUGCGUGCAUUAGAAACUCGCAGCUUCUACGUGAGCCCCUACUCUAAUGAAAAAAAUACCCGAGAAGAUUCUCACAUUAAGUCAGCGUCAGCCGAAAACACAAAGGAUGCACCGCGGAAAUGGCAUGAGGUUGUGAUGCAGCAGUACUACACUACACAAAACAUUGAACAGGCCUUUCGUCGUGAUGAUCAUUCAUUUGAAGAAGACGAAUGGAUGUUCAAGACAGUGGAUGGGGUCGUGGUACCGCACGAAGUGCAUCAAAUCCCACGUCUUCCUCAGGAUAUGUGUCAGUAUGACGACUUCCGCGUUCACGUCCAGGACCUUAAGUCGCUUACAGAAAAUUAUCUUGUUAGUCAGUUCGCGCAGCGUCGCUUGCAGCUCCUAGAGCAUCGAUUCCUUCUUCAUCAGGCAGUGAAUCACGGGUUGGAGGCUGGGAGGACGGCUGAGAAAGCGUCUCAGAACCGAGACUUCUACCAAUCCACCAAAGUGGACAACACGAUUCGUACCGAAGCAGGCAUGACAGCGCGGCAGCUACUACAGUUCAUCGUACACAAGGCACGUAAUAGUGGGGACGAUAUUGUCUGGCAUAAGGAUGGAAAAGAGCCGCAGACCCUUCGCCAGCUCCUACACAAGCUGCACAUCUCGCCAGACUCCCUCACGGUCGAUGACUUAAACGUACAGAUUGACAUGAACCUCGGUGGGGCCGCCGCUGAGGCCAGUAAUGCCGCUCUCUACACACCUGAGGGACGUGAUGAGCUGCUGACGCUGCUUCUUAAGACCGACAACCACCUCCGUGGGCGUUAUUUUGCAGAGCUAACAAAGCUAACCUUCGACAACCUCGAGCGCGAUCGAUUCAGCUUUACGGAGUUCCGGCUCACGAUUUACGGGGCACGCUCCGAUGAGUGGGCACUGCUGUCUUCAUGGUUUGACACUCACGGUAUGUCAUCUUCUCACAACUGUUGGGUGAUCCAAGUCCCGUGUAUCUAUGGCUAUCUCCAUCGAAGCGGUCGUGUCCGUAGUUUUGCCGAAUACCUGGAGAACAUCUUCACGCCUUUGUGGUUAGUAUCUUUGCAUCCCAGCAAGGAUCCGCGACUUUUUCAUCACCUAACGCAUAUCUCUGGCUUCGACAUGGUCUCCGAUGAGCGUUGGCCUGAUCUUCCAAUGAAUCUCGCGACUCGGCCGCCGCACGAGUGGACGACCGGGGAUGACCCACCUUACAACUAUUACCAGUACUACCUCUGGGCGAACAUCUACUCACUCAACGCUUUCCGUCGUCGGCGGAAGUUCUCGGUUUUCUCUUUCUGCCCAAGCAGUGGUGAGUCUGGUCCGGCUGAGCAUCUCAUUGGAAGCUUCUUACUUGCCCACAACAUCACCUAUGGUGUACAACUGGAGACAGACCCUGUUUUGGAGUACCUAUUUUAUCUCGCCCAAAUCGGCAUCACCAUGUGCCCGCUCAGCAAUAACACAAAGGUGUGCCCGUACCUGCAGAACCCCUUCCCGCGAUUCUUCCAGCGUGGCUUACGAAUUUCUCUGGGCACUGAUUGCCCUCUACAAUUCCACCACACGCAAGAACCCCUACUCGAAGAGUAUUCCAUCGCCUCGAAGGUCUGGAAGCUUAGCCCAAAUGAUAUGUGUGAAAUUGCGCGGAAUAGUGUGCUUCUUUCGGGCUUUAGUCCUGCCUUUAAGCAGGAGCACCUCGGACGGCUCUAUUUUCUUUCCAGUAGUCUAAGCAACGAACAGUCUCGGACGCAUCUGUCGGACAUCCGAGUGGCGUAUCGCUUUGAGACCUACCACACGGAGGUUGGGUACUUGGAGUAUGUCUCGGGGCAAGUCCUACCAAACAAAGCUAUGCUCACGCAGAAAGAAGAGGACUGCGAGAUUGAGCAGCUAAACGCCGCCGAGGAGCUUCGGCAGAAAGAAGAAAAGCAGCCCAACGUUCUACUCGGCGUCGGUGGUGGUAUUAUCGAUGCGGAAUCGGACGCUGCCGAUAUCUCACAGCUUCAAGCACAACGUAAACUUCUACGAACGCAACUUGACGAAUUAACGCAGAAUGUUCACGCCCUACAACACCGCAAUCACCAACUUACCGAAAAACUUCAGGAGGAACGGCGACGCACCUUGCAGGCGGAGCGUCUGAAGCGACAGAAGCAUCAAGAUCAGUUCAUGGAUAUAUCUCUGGACUGUUUAGAAGAGUUGCUGAAGUCCUCAACCACCGACAUGGAUGACCCUCUUCCACAAAGAAAUUCUGUUUCAGAGGUACCCUAUUCCAACGAAUCUCCUUAUUCCAACUCGUCUGGCAUCGAUAAUGUCCUGAAUAGUUCAAAUCCCCUAAAUAAUAGCCCAUCAACGCAAUUGUUUGUGAACACUGAACUGGGUAAUCCUGAAAAUUUGAAAAUGUCUGACAAAGAAAUAAGAAUUGCAGUAAAUACAGAUGCAGUGCUGCCUCAUAUAUUCAACCCAGCCGUGCCCUUGGAAAGUGCCAAUGGGGCCAAGCCAUAA
This is a messenger RNA of Phytomonas sp. Hart1, 5373 nucleotides long. Lineage: Eukaryota; Euglenozoa; Kinetoplastea; Trypanosomatida; Trypanosomatidae. The record is from the annotation of a GenBank genome assembly.